CGGCCCCGGGAGCGCCCGGGCGGGCGCGAUGGACGAGCCGCUCUGCUGCUGCGAGUACGUGGACCGGCGGGGCCGGCGCAGCCACCUGGCGGCGUGCUGCUGCGACUGCCAGGAGCUGGACGAGGGCUGCGACAGGUGGCUGGCGUGUAAAUCCCUGCCCCCGGGAGCGCUGGAGAGCAUCGCCGACACCAUCGCGGACCGGCUGCGGGUCCCGUGGUUCUCGGGGGCCGUGAAGAUCAACGUGAGCCUCGUGCCGCCUCUCGUCCUGCUGCCCGUGCUGCUCCACGUUGCCGCCCUGCACUUCCUGCUGGGGCUCCUCAUCCUGACGUCCCUGCCCGUGGUGCUGCUCUGGUACUACUAUCUCACCCACCGGAGGAAGGAGCGGACCCUCUUCUUCUUGAGCCUGGGGCUCUUCUCCCUGGGCUACAUGUAUUAUGUGUUCCUCCAGGAGGUGGUUCCCCGGGGCCACGUGCAGCAUUCCCAAGUGGUCGCUCUCACCUGCGGGUUAAUUCUUAUGCUCGCAGCCCUGUCUCGAGCCAAGAAAGACCCUGGCUACCUUCCUAUCCCGACAGGCAAUGAGAAGCCAUCGCACCAGGGCUUGCCCAGCAGGAAUGUUAGAGGGAGCUCCAGCGGGCUCCAUGGUGCUGCCAGCAGUCGAGCUGUGAAUGGGGAGGCCAAAAGCUAUUCCAGGAUGGCAGCUGAUGAGCCAGAAGGUGUGAAAAAGGACUGGUGCACCAAAUGCCAGCUGGUCAGGCCAGCCCGAGCAGGGCACUGCCGGCUUUGUGGCAGGUGUGUAAGAAGGUUGGACCAUCACUGUGUCUGGAUUAACAGCUGCGUAGGGGAGCAGAACCAUCAAGCGUUCAUCCUUGCACUCUCCUUCUUCAUGCUCACCUCUGUGUACGGGAUUACACUGACCCUGCACACCAUCUGUAGGGGCCGAACUCCAUUUGUGGCGUUGUUCUACUGCCCUGGGGCCUAUUCUGACUACAGCUCUGCUCUGUCGUUCACCUGUGUGUGGUACUGUGCCAUUGUAACAGCUGGCAUGGGAUACAUCCUCCUCAUCCAGCUGUUGAACAUCAGCUACAACGUGACUGAGAGGGAAGCUCGGCUGGCUCUGCGGGACAACACUGGGCGCAGACUCCUGGGUGGGUUGGUGAUAGACACUGGCCAGUAUAACAGGGGGUUCCUGUGCAACUGGGGCCAUUUCCUGAGCCUGGGGUCUUCUCCUCCACAGCGCUCUGCCGAAGACAUUGUGUGACAGCCCUCUUUCUGCAGAUGAUGUUGACUGACUCUUUUUAGGAGGGGAGCAGCCCCUUCCACUGGGACUCCUUCUUCGCACUCCCUUCCUUCGUGGUCGGUGUACGGGCUGCCUGUCCCCCUACUGACAACAUCAGAGGUUUUUCCAGGCAGAGUGGUUCUUUGUGUGCUGUCAGCCAGCAAUAGGAUGCACAAAGCAGUAAGCCAUAUGCACAAAUGUGGAGAGAAGGAGCCUGCUGCCUUUUUCCACCAUGGGAAACAGGAAGAAGAGCACAAGAUUUUGUGAGAACUUGAGUUUUCUUUAGGCGUGAACCCUGGCAUCAAGAGGAAUGCACUGCUGGGCUUCAGAGUAUGCACUGGUUCCUGCAAAGGUUGAGGAAUCCCUGGUUUGUACUUAACAUGCAGCAUUUUGGAGCUGUCCAGAGGAUGAACUUUGGAUGCAGAUAACAGAUGGACCCCUGCAGGAGCCAGGCUGUUUGGCCAAAAGAGACUGUCUGGGCAGUCACUGGGCAUUGCUCUCCUCUCUGGUGCAUUUAUUUAUUUUUACUCUCUCUUAUUCCAUCCAGCUGUGUACAUGCUUCCAUUAAGUGCCUUUGUGAGCUACAUUCCUGUAGGGCUGGGUCUGUGCUAGUUUGAAGUCUUGGCUCAUCUCCCUCGAAGUGUUUCUGCUCUGAUUAUGGAUUGUGAUUUGAGACAGCAAGUAAAUAUACCAAGGAGGAGAUCUUUUGAAGCAACAUGUAACAGUGAACUCUGAGGGCAAAACAAGAGUGCUGCCUGCCUGGUGUUACUGUAGCUUUAUGGAAAUUACCAUCCCCCUCCAUCAUGGGAGAAGGCAGUCUGUGGGAGAGUAGGCAGUUCUACUGUUUUUGGUAGGUAGCAUAUUGGUCAGUUGUGUUGCUAAUAACAUAGUGAUCCCAUCUGCUCUCAACCUGGUUAUUGUGAAGCUGCCUGACUGUAGAUCUGUUUUCUCAAGCUAAGAAGCCAUGGAAUAUAUCAGCCUCUGUGUACGUAGGGAGAGGAAGAGGAUGUGUUGGAGGUCUUUGUUUUGGGGAUAUAUGACCUGUACUGGCAGGUGAAUGUUAGCAUGUUGAAUGUGCUCUGCAAGAGUGCCAUUUGUUCCUUAUUACCCUAGAACUGUAUUAUUGCCUUGAUUUGAGCUUCAGCUGAAAUAACAAGUUUUGAUGGAAAUGGUUUCUGGUUUUUUGUGGCUGGAGUUUAUUAUUCCUUUUUGUUUUAAACCCUUUAUGUGUGCUGUAGGCCCUGCAGUGAAAGGUGGGGCUGGGGAAGAGCUGGGGACCACAGCACAAGAGUUACAUGUUGGAACUAAGAUGCAGAAGCAGAGAUAAAAGCCUUCUCCUGGCUACUGAUGUUUUUUUGAUGUGUGUGCAGCAGGCAGAGAUCAUGCCUGCCCCUGACUCCAUUUGCAUGGCAGGCAGCUGGGGGAUGUUGGCAGAGUGAUGCAAAUUCUCUGUGUGCUACUGUGCAUUAGCUUUGAAGAAUGGACAGAUGGUACAUGGUGCCAAAAGAAAGCAGGGUUGAGGGUGUCCCUCAAGAUCUCUGCUGUAUUUGGUGUGUGUGCUCUUGAUUUUAAUGUAAAGACCGUGUCUGUCUUUGCACUGUUUGGUUUCCUUAAGUGGCACUUUCCAUAACCAGCAGAUUGAAUGGAUGAGCAGCUGCACUUGGAAUGUGGCUGUGCGGAGUUACUGACAGUUACUGAGUUUCCCUUAUUUCCUCUUGCCCCCUGUUCAUCCAGUGAGCAAUCCUUUCUAAGUAGGUAAAGGGACACCUCUCUUGCUUGCUGCCUCUAACCAAACACACUAAGAGGUUUCUGACUGCUUCCCUGGCCCUAAUGUGAAUAAAGAGACGCCCAGGUAGACUGUGCAGACUGUUCCUCUACAACCCUCUGUUUGGAUGUUGGAGCUUAUCCCUAGGAGUACAAAUUGACACAAAGUCCUUGUUUUCACAUGAAUUUUCUGUAAAUGUUUCCAUGGCAUGUAUGCAUUUUGGCCUGCUGAGAUGAACUGGAGCUUGGCAACCCUGGAGACAAGGAUGCUGUGGGCCAGCAGGUUUGUGAUCUUAGAUUUCAUCCUGCUCAUGCUGGGGGAUAAAAGGCAGAAUGACCUGGGCUAAAUGAAGCCCUGCAAUGGAGACAGCCAACUUCUCUGUCCCCGUGUGCACAGAAAUCAGUCGUGUGCCCACAAACUGAACAGGCUCUGGGAGCAUUUGCAGGCUUGAGAUAAGUGGUUUCUCAGAGUCCUACUACUCCUGGCUCGAAGGAAACAGAGCAGAUCGCAGAUCAUUUCCCUGGCAGUGCUGACCCUGUGGUGCUCACCUUCUCCUACAGGCAGAGGUUCCUUGCUACUCUGCAGCCUGUGUGUCAGUAUAGCCUUGUCCCUUUUCUCUUAGUGA
Empidonax traillii (willow flycatcher) is the source of this 3666-nucleotide messenger RNA. It is a transcript of the gene ZDHHC23, whose product is annotated as zinc finger DHHC-type containing 23. The record is from RefSeq and is a predicted model, not a curated record. Gene Ontology annotation, cellular component: Golgi apparatus; endoplasmic reticulum. Gene Ontology annotation, biological process: protein targeting to membrane; peptidyl-L-cysteine S-palmitoylation. The transcript has 4 exons. Bases 29 to 1258 code for a protein of 409 amino acids. Lineage: Eukaryota; Metazoa; Chordata; Aves; Passeriformes; Tyrannidae. Gene Ontology annotation, molecular function: protein-cysteine S-palmitoyltransferase activity.